This is a messenger RNA of Colletotrichum destructivum, 2775 nucleotides long. RefSeq lists its product as uncharacterized. Gene Ontology annotation, molecular function: N-acetylgalactosaminide beta-1,3-galactosyltransferase activity. Lineage: Eukaryota; Fungi; Ascomycota; Sordariomycetes; Glomerellales; Glomerellaceae. Gene Ontology annotation, cellular component: membrane. Bases 629 to 2206 code for a protein of 525 amino acids. The transcript is spliced from 2 exons. The record is from RefSeq and is a predicted model, not a curated record.
CGCCUUGUCUCGCCAUACCACGCAAGGGUCCAGCUACCCUGCCACUGAUUGAGACUUGAAAGGACAGACAGGCUUGGCUGACUGGCGCCCUGCACAUACACUUUUUGCUCAUGCGACGGCCCGCUUCGUCCUUCCAUCCUCUAGCCUUUUUUGCCCAUCCAUCCAUUCUCUGUUCCCUCCUCGCCCCCUCUCCUGGGAUCGACCAGCUACCUCGUUUUUUUUGACUUUUGGACCGUGGCUUAGACUUCCUUACCCAGGGCACCCCUUUCACUCAUUCACUGUCUGCUCUUCGUCAUCCGCUCCUUUGGGCUCCUUUGGGCUAUUCUGUUCUUUUCCACUUGGAUCAUUUCUUCUCAACCCAUCUCUUUCUUUCUUCUCACCACUGCGCAAACUGCGACGACUUCGACGACGACGACAACAACAACGAAAUCGACGACGACGACGACGACGACGAUACGCAGCCCAAGCUAUCGCUACAAGCCGUUCAUCACCCACACCUCGUAUCUUUCUCGCCCAACGACAAACCCUAACCGAUUGAUCGACUGGCUGACGACGUUAUCCUUCCCAACCGCUCGAGUCCGCCGCUGCGUCCGGCACCCUCUUCUCGCUACACACGGCGCGUGCUAUCAUGGGAUUGAAGCAAAGACGGUAUGCCGUUUGUUUAAAUCCUUUAGUUGCCGCCAACAUGUUGUCCCGCCGCGCCCUUACUGUUCUCGCCCUCGUCUCCGUUACUGCCGUCAUUUUCCUCAUCUCCUCGAGGAGACUCGGCGGUGACUGGGCCAUCGAGGGCCCCAACUACCACCCUUUCAAAGCCCACGGCCCGCCCCCUCCUCCGGGGAGCUCUCCCAGCGCCAGCCCUGCUGGCAGCGGGCGCCCUCAUCCGCCGCCGCCGACAAGCCACCAAGAUGAUGGCCUCGCCCAGCACAACGUGUCGAACCAAGACAUCCCCUAUCGUCCCCACGACCCCGUCUGCGACACCUUCCCCGACACGAGCAACAUCCUCGUCAUCAUGAAGACGGGCGCCACCGAAUCCUUCGACAAGGUGCCCACCCAGCUCAUGACUAUGCUCAAGUGCCUGCCCGAGUACUUCAUCUUCUCCGACCUCGACCAGACCAUCGCAAACUACCACAUCCGCGACAGCCUUGACGCCGUUCUUCCCGAGGCCAUGGAAGGAAACAAGGACUUUGACCUCUAUCUUCGCCAAAAGGCCUGCCAGGCCGAUCAGCAGAGCUGCAACAAGCUGGCCGAGAGCAAGGAUGAGGGCUGGAAUCUCGACAAGUACAAGAACGUCCACAUCGCCGAGAAGACAUACCGCAUGCGUCCCAACUAUGACUGGUACAUCUACAUUGAUGCCGAUACCUACGUUCUCUGGCCUACCCUCGUCCAGUGGCUCAAGAAUCUUAACCCCAAGAACAAGCACUACCUCGGCAGUGUCACCAUGAUCCGCAACUUCGUUUUCGGUCACGGCGGCAGUGGCUACAUCGUCUCGCAGGCCGCCAUGCAUGACAUGAUUGCCAAUCACCAGAACGUCGGCAACCAGUGGGACGUCCGCGCGAGCAAGGAGUGCUGUGGAGAUUAUAUCUUUGCGCUGGCCAUGAAGGACAACGCUGACGUAAACGUUCACAAUGUGUGGCCGACAAUCAACGGCGAGAAACCCUUUACCCUUCCCUACGGCCCAACGCACUGGUGUCAUCCCAUCGUCACGAUGCAUCACAUGAAUGCUGAAGAGAUCUCGACAUUCUGGGAAUACGAGCACAAGCGCUACGCCGACCCGAAUCUGCCACAGCCGCCUCCCGUCAUGCGCAUCAAGGACAUCUACAACGAGUUCUUCAAGCCGCGCAUGCAACCCGAACGCGCCGACUGGGACAACCUUGCCGACGACCGAUUCUAUCUUGACGAAUCUGCCAAUAAGCACGAGGACUGGCAACUUGGCCGCGCCAAGACAGAAGACCUCACCGCCGAGGAGAAGGUCGCCCACCUCUCCUUCGGCCAAUGUCGCACGGCUUGCGAGGCUGACAGUGGCUGCUUCUCAUUCCAGUACAAGGACGGCCUCUGUAGCUUCGCUUGGUCGUGGAAACUUGGUCAUCCUGUCAGGCGCCCAUCCAAGGAUGAGAAGCGCGUCAUGUCAGGCUGGGCCGUCAAAAAGAUCAACGCCUGGAUCGAGAAGCAGGGCGAGUGCGGCCCCGUUAAGUGGCCCGAUGUUUGAGGAGCUCGCGUGACUCUUCGACAUCAUCACAAGGUACCAUUUUGAACAAACGAGCGAGCCAAUGUGAGAGACAUCCGGCUUGGAACGAAGAGCGCUGCCGCCGAGAGGCUUGCUGCAGGUACGACUGCCAUCCAACGCUUGAGACGUGACACAUGUUACAUGUAGGGCUGCAUCUCAUGUCUUGGUCCGCCAAGCGCUUGGACUUGAGAGUAUUGGACACAUGGAAGGGGGGCCUUGCUUGGCCUUCGCAUUGGAUUUUCAUUGGCUUUUGAAAUCGGAAAACAUUCUGAAUCCUCCCAUCAAAAGCGAGAUUGCCGGGCAUCAUACCGGACCGGCAUGUAUCGAACCACACGCAUCUGUAUAUAUUUUUUCCACUAUGUGUUUAUGUGUGUACUACCUUACGAAACAGGUGAGGCAAGAUGUUUGGAGGCUGGCGUUAACAUUGGAAAGACGUUCUCGGCCUUGAUCUGGAUAUCGUUUGCUUGGCUGGUGGGAUUGAGAGGUCGGCUUCUAGUGCGUUUACGCGAUAGACAGGUCCAUUGACUUAGUAUCCCUUUUUUUUUUUUUUU